This is a messenger RNA of Cololabis saira (Pacific saury), 3415 nucleotides long. RefSeq names its product procollagen-lysine, 2-oxoglutarate 5-dioxygenase 1a (gene plod1a). Gene Ontology annotation, molecular function: iron ion binding; L-ascorbic acid binding; procollagen-lysine 5-dioxygenase activity. The record is from RefSeq and is a predicted model, not a curated record. The transcript is spliced from 19 exons. Gene Ontology annotation, biological process: peptidyl-lysine hydroxylation. Bases 244 to 2442 code for a protein of 732 amino acids. Gene Ontology annotation, cellular component: endoplasmic reticulum. Lineage: Eukaryota; Metazoa; Chordata; Actinopteri; Beloniformes; Belonidae.
CACAUAAACUCACUGUGUAACUAAAGUCAAAACCGUAAACAAGGCAUGCAACCUUGAGGUUUUAAUAUGAUUAAAUCGCUGCAUGGGAAGACGGCGAGUGUGUGAAGAGAGAGAGGCUGAGGCAGGUAGAGAGAGCUAGGCGGGCAGCGGCAGCCCUGCGGGCUUCAGUCUGCCCAGUGUGCGGAGGAAUCCCCCGGAGAAGCGGCUCCACUCUGCAGCACAUUCAUCCCCACCUCGGCAGACAUGAGGCCGGCGUCGCUGCUACUGUUCUCGUGGGUUUGUUUUGGUGCACUUUUCCUGCAGACCAGCUGUGAGGACAGAAGACUCCCGGCGGAGAAACUUCUAGUAGUGACCGUUGCAACCAAUGAGACAGAUGGCUUCAAGCGGUUUUUGAGGUCAGCUAAACACUUCAAUUACACAGUCAAGGUCCUCGGCCGAGGUCAGACAUGGAGAGGAGGGGAUUACAUGUCGGCUCCAGGAGGAGGCCAGAAAGUGAACCUCCUCAAAGCAGCUCUUCAGGAGAUGAAGGACGACGACCUAAUCAUCCUCUUUAUUGACAGCUAUGACGUGGUCUUCGCCUCGAGUCCCAAAGAGCUGCUCAGGAAGUUCCAGCAGGCCAAGCACAAGGUGGUGUUCUCGUCCGAGAGCCUGAUCUGGCCCGACAGACACCUGGAGGACAAACACCCCUACGUGAGGGAGGGCAACCGUUUCCUGGGCUCAGGAGGUUUCAUGGGCUUCCUUCCCAACGUCAGAGACAUGGUCGCUAACUGGACGGGAAAAGACGACGACAGCGACCAGCUGUUCUUCACCAAGAUUUACAUCGACCCAGUGAAGAGGAAAUCCUUGAAUAUCACCCUGGACAGUAGAUGCAGACUGUUUCAAAACCUCCACGGAGCCCUGGACGAGGUGGUGCUGAAGUUCGAGGACGGUCGCGUACGAGCCAGAAAUGUGGUGUACGAUACGCUGCCAGUCAUCCUGCACGGAAACGGACCAACAAAGUUGCAGAUCAACUACCUGGGCAACUACAUCCCCAACACCUGGACGUUUGAGACUGGCUGCGUCGUGUGUCACGAGAAUCUGCUUUCUCUCGCAGCUCUGAAGGAGAGUGAAUACCCACUGGUGAUGAUCGCCAUCUUCGUUCAGGAGCCCACUCCAUUUGUCACGGUGUUCUUUGAACGCCUCCUGAAGCUCCAGUACCCGAAGGACAGACUAACACUCUUCGUUUACAACCAGCAACCCCAUCACGAGCGUCAGGUCAGCUCUUUCCUGCAGGAUCACGGGAGCCUUUAUCGGGGCGUCAAAUCCAUCGGGCCCGAGGAGGAGAUGGACGGAGCCGCUGCUCGGGACUUGGCCUUGGACGUGUGCCGGAAGGACAAGGACUGUGAAUACUUCUUCAACUUGGACAUUGAAGUUGUAUUAAAGAACGAGAACGUUCUUAAAAUCCUCAUUGAACAAAACCUUCCAGUGGUGGCGCCCAUGAUCACUCGAACGGGACGGUUGUGGAGCAACUUCUGGGGAGCUCUGAGCGCAGAAGGCUACUACGCAAGAUCCGAGGACUACGUGGACAUCGUCCAGGGACGGCGGGUGGGCGUGUGGAACGUCCCGUACGUGUCUAGCGUGUACCUGGUGAAAGCCAACCUCCUGCGAUCAGAGCUGAAGGACUAUGAGAUGUUCAGCUCAGAGAGCCUGGACCCCGACAUGACCUUCUGCCUCAAGAUCCGGGACAAGGGGAUCUUCAUGUAUGUGUCCAACAUGCACACCUUUGGUCGCAUCCUGUCAACAGAAAACUACCAGACGGAUCAUCUGCACAAUGACCUGUGGCAGAUCUUUGAAAACCCCCUGGACUGGCAGGCCCGCUACAUCCACGAGAACUACAGCCGCAUCAUGAAUGACAAGCUGAUAGAAACCCCGUGUCCAGAUGUGUACUGGUUCCCCAUUUUCAGCGAUGUUGCCUGCAACCACCUUGUUGAGGAAAUGGAAAACUUUGGAAAAUGGUCGGGAGGCGCGAACGUGGAUCAAAGGAUCCAGGGAGGCUACGAGAACGUCCCCACCAUCGAUAUCCACAUGAAUCAAGUCAACUUUGAGAAAGAAUGGCAGAAGUUCCUGGUGGAGUUCAUAGCUCCCAUCACAGAGAGAAUGUACCCAGGUUACUACACUAAGUGCUCCAACCCCUUGAGCUUCGUGGUGAGGUACAAACCUGACGAGCAGCCCCUGCUCGAGCCUCACCAUGACGCCUCCACUUUCACUAUUAACGUAGCUCUCAACAGCAAAGAAACUGACUACCAGGGUGGGGGAUGCAGGUUCCUGCGCUACAACUGCUCCGUGCAGGCUCCUCGUAAAGGCUGGGCCAUCAUGCACCCGGGCCGCCUCACCCACUACCACGAAGGCCUGCCCACGACCGCGGGCGUCCGCUACAUCGCCGUGUCCUUCGUGGACCCCUGAACAGGCCAGCAACUGUAGUCCAGGCCCAACGGGACGCGCUCCCAGCAUGCACUCCAGCAUUGGUCCUACUUCUCCAGCUCAUGUCUUUUAUCCUCAAAGCACCACAUCCAAUAUCCACAACCAUCUCCUGCAGAAGCCCGGCUCCUUCCAGAGCGUUCAUCCCAUCCUCUGACACAAACAUUUGUUUAGACCACAUGCUCUGGAAGAGUUCAUCAACUCUGCACACUUCUGAAAAUACGAAGGCCUGCAGGAACUUUGGGAUCCAAACGUACUUUGAAGGCCUUCAUCUCUUCAGUUAUGCAGACUUUUAGGGGUUCAAGAUACAGCUUUUUUCAUCUUUUAAUUAAUGCAUUUAUUCCAGCUGAAAACGUUACGAGGAAUAAAGUCAUCCUUCAUGGUAAAAUCCAGUCAGUACAGGUGCAUCAUGGGAUGUGUAGUGUCCUGUGUUUUGGAUGCCUCCUUCACAAGGGAUUUGAUGCAAUUCACCGUUUCUUCCAAACACUUGCAGUAAGCUUCUGUGUGUCAGCAAGUUGGUGCUAGUUUAACUAAAAUGUGCACAAGAACAGGAAUUAGGUCUCUUGAAUCAGCUGGUACUUUGUUACACUCACACCUGGUUUGAAAAGGAUGCUGGAGUGACAUUCGGGCUUCUGUUUGGUCUGGAUCACAAACCUGUUUCUUCCAGUCAGCUGUUCGGCUUUGAUCCUUUUUUAGCUGCGAUUGUAAAAACUUUACCUUAAACCUUCACAGCAGGUUACAUCAGCGGCCUUCUUCCAUUUCAAAAGUCUUUUUUAAUCCGAGACACACCAAAGAUGAUCUAUUUAUUUUUUGUACACUAGAUCUUAAAGCCUCAUGUCAGUGUCCCUGCUUUCUACGAGAUUUCUUUUGGAAUCAGAGCUCAGGUUUUUCUAUAAAUGUGUGGCGAUGUUGAUCACGUUAAAGGCUUUUAAACAACUUGAAUAAAGCGGUGAACCCG